AUGGCGCCGGGAGUCGCUCAGGAAACGGCUCCCUUCCACCUCACGGACGUUGACCGCCAGGUUCUCUCGCAGACCGACGAGGAGUUCCUCUACCACGACUGGGAGAACAUCAAGGAGAUUAUCGCUCGCAACGACCUCGCUGCGUUCAAGCGGAAACCCUCAGACCUUAUCCGCUACAUUGACUGGACGCGAGGUAUUAAAGCUCAAUAUGGCACUAUUACAAACUACAUCUGCCAGCGCCGAUUGAAAUGGACCAUUCCGCCAGAAACCGUACCGAAUAGUACAGUUACUGGUGCUGCUCCUACCCCAGCCGUGGCCGGUGAUAGCUGCCCCGUCUUCCCCUUCAAAAACCCCAUUCCUUUCGCCGACCCGGCAGACUACAAGAUCCUGCGCAACGACUGGCCGUACGGCGUUACGCCGGACAUCUCUCAUCUCGUGGUCUGGCUGCGGACACCCGUGCCCGUCAAGGAGAACGGGGGCGAUGUGACGGACGAUUCGCGUGCCUGCAUCGAGGCCUUCGUCCAGCGGACGUUUGUCGAUCGACUGGCGAGGGAGAAGGAGUGUUUCGCCAACCCGGCCGAGCAUGUUGUGUGGUUCAAGAACUGGACCGCCCUGCAGAGCGUCAGGGCGCUCGAACACGUCCACAUCCUGCUGCGUGAUGUGCCAGAGCAUAUCUUGGUAGAGUGGACGGGAGAGAAACCUCAAGAGACGCGUAUAGAGGAGCCAUAG
Messenger RNA from Penicilliopsis zonata CBS 506.65, 729 nucleotides. RefSeq lists its product as hypothetical. NCBI's taxonomy places the organism in Eukaryota, Fungi, Ascomycota, Eurotiomycetes, Eurotiales, Aspergillaceae. Gene Ontology annotation, cellular component: cytoplasm. The transcript has 2 exons. Bases 1 to 729 code for a protein of 242 amino acids. The record is from RefSeq and is a predicted model, not a curated record. Gene Ontology annotation, biological process: N-acetylglucosamine metabolic process.